This is a messenger RNA of Prorocentrum cordatum, 260 nucleotides long. The record is from the annotation of a GenBank genome assembly. Lineage: Eukaryota; Dinophyceae; Prorocentrales; Prorocentraceae.
UCCGUCGCGCUGCUCAAGAUCAUGGUCAGGCUGCUGGAGUCCAGAAUGCUGCUCGCGAUAACGCUGCUGAAGUCCGCCAUGCUGCUGAGGGUUGUGCUGCUGGAGCCCGCGCUGUUGCUCUCGAUGGUGUCCGUCGCGCUGCUCACAAUGGUGCGGCUGGGGUCCGUCAUACUGCUCGCGAUGCUGCCGCUGGAGUCCGUCGCGCUUCUACCGAUGCUGCCGCUGGUGUCUGACAUUCUGCUCGCGGUCGCGCUGCUGGG